Messenger RNA from Manihot esculenta (cassava), 1610 nucleotides. RefSeq names its product WD repeat-containing protein RUP2. Gene Ontology annotation, biological process: response to UV-B. The record is from RefSeq and is a predicted model, not a curated record. The transcript has a single exon. NCBI's taxonomy places the organism in Eukaryota, Viridiplantae, Streptophyta, Magnoliopsida, Malpighiales, Euphorbiaceae. Gene Ontology annotation, molecular function: protein binding. Bases 74 to 1306 code for a protein of 410 amino acids.
UAAAAAGCGGGGGAUAAAUCAGCUGUCCUGUCCCUCUGUUAUCCUUAGCAACUAUACAAACUUUGGUAGAUUCAUGGGAACCUUUCAUUGGUCCAAACGCCGAAAACGUUACAACAUUAACAUCUCUACGAGAUACGGUGAAUGGGCAAUGAAAAACCCGUCUGAUCAAUUCCAUCCUGCAACUAGGGUUGAAGCGCUAAUACAAGAAGACCAAGAAACCCAAACCAUAGACCACCACGGAGAAGAAAAAGCUAGAUGUGAAUGGGAUUUCAGUCUUGAGACGGUGGUUUCGUCAAGCAGCCGUGGAGCUGGGUCCGAUGCCCUCGGUGUAAUCCAAUUCGACCAGUCUGAAACCAUCCUUGCCACCGGUGGAAUAGCCAGAAAGAUAAGAAUCUACAACGUCAAUUCUUUGCUUCCUCAUGAAGGUAGCCAAAAUGGAAGCGAUGUUGCUUUGUUAGACCAUUCUAAAGCAUGCGAGUACUACAUAUGUACACCGGCUAAGCUUAGCAGUCUCCGAUGGAAACCUGGUUCUAAUAGCCGUGUUAUAGUGUCCGGAGACUAUGAUGGAGUUGUGCUGGAGUAUGAUCUUGAGAGAAAAGUACCGAUCUUCGAACGCGACGAGCAUGGCGGGCGUCGGGUAUGGAGCGUGGACUAUUCGCAUUGUGAUCCGAUGUUGGGUGCGUCUGGAUCCGACGAUGGCACCAUGCAAAUGUGGGACCCACGUUGUGAGGGGGAUGGUGGAUGUGUGGCUACAGUUCAACCCAGCGUGACCCGCAGGGCCGUAUGUAGCGUGGAGUUUAAUCCGUUUGGUGGAUCAAUGAUAGCCGUUGGAUGUGCUGACAGGAGAGCAUACGGGUACGAUAUCCGGAUGAUGAAAGACCCGGUAUUCGUGCUUGACGGGCAUAAGAAAACGGUGACAUACGUCAGGUUUGUGAAUGAGCUUACAUUGGUAACAGCAGGAAUUGAUGGGUGCUUAAGGAUGUGGAAUUUACAUGAUUCCCAAAUGAUUCGCACGUACAAAGGACACGUGAAUAACAGGAACUUCGUUGGAUUAUCAGUGUGGAGAAAUGGAGGUUUAUUGGGGUGCGGAUCCGAAGACAACACAGUGUUCGUUUACGACAAGAGGUGGGGCGAGCCCAUAUGGAUGCAUGGGUUGGAGCCAGUGGGCGACCAUGGGUUUGUAAGCAGCGUAUGUUGGAGGCAAGUGAGGGAGGACGAAUGUACACUAGUUGCAGGAGGAUCAGAUGGGGUCCUGCAACUUUUUAAAGGCAAAAGGAAGACAGAUGCAGCCACUGGUUCAAGAUAAAAUGGCAUAAAAAUAAAAGCUCAUUUUGUAUCUGCUUCUUUUAGGAUAAUAUGCUGACCAUAAAGUUGUUUGUGAGCUGGAGUGAGUGGUAAAGGAUCAAACUGGCUCUCCUUGUUAUCGUCGGGUCAUCUGGUGCUUUAUUUUUAGGCUCCAGCUUAUUUUCUUUUCACUUCCUCUUUAAUUAACUGUAGUUGUAAUUGCUUCAUUGAGAAGUCCAAUAUGCAUGCAGAAAGAAAGAAUGGAAAUUUCUUAUUGAAUGUAUGUAUAUUCAAUCAUUAUGAUAUUAUUAAUUUCAAAUUUAAUA